Grosmannia clavigera kw1407 is the source of this 2871-nucleotide messenger RNA. RefSeq names its product ATP dependent RNA helicase. The coding region runs from base 1 to 2871 and encodes 956 amino acids. Gene Ontology annotation, molecular function: RNA binding; RNA helicase activity; ATP binding. Gene Ontology annotation, cellular component: nucleus. The transcript is spliced from 3 exons. Lineage: Eukaryota; Fungi; Ascomycota; Sordariomycetes; Ophiostomatales; Ophiostomataceae. The record is from RefSeq and is a predicted model, not a curated record.
AUGUUGAAGCGACAGUAUUCGCCGACUCCGUCGGAGAACGAGGUGGACAUUCUAGGGCCACUCUUUGCGGAGGAACUGGACGGGUUUGCCGGCUUUGACGUCGACGAGAACAGCAACGAUGGGCGGCAACAGAAGAGGGUCAAGGCGAUGGCCAUGCAGCCGGAGGACCUCGACCUGGGCGCGAUCCUGGACGGGCGAGGUGGCGGUGCAGGAACGUACGGACAGGGCGACAGCGAGGAGGAUGACGAGGCAUACAUUGCGCUGCAGCAGGCUGCAGCAUUCCGCAAGUCGAGCAACCUCAAGGGCAACACGGUGAAGAAGGGCGGUGGAUUCCAGGCUCUGGGGCUGAACGCGAACCUGCUGCGGGCAAUCACACGCAAGGGUUUCUCGGUGCCGACGCCGAUCCAGCGGAAGACGAUCCCGCUGAUCAUGGGACGCCGCGAUGUGGUGGGCAUGGCACGAACAGGUUCGGGCAAGACGGCAGCGUUUGUGAUCCCGAUGAUCGAGCGACUGCGAGCACACAGCGCGCGGGUGGGAGCGCGGGCACUGGUGCUGUCGCCGUCGCGCGAGCUGGCGCUGCAGACGCUCAAGGUGGUCAAGGAGCUGGGCAAGGGAACGGACCUGAAGACGAUCCUGCUGGUGGGAGGUGACAGUCUGGAGGAGCAGUUUGGGCUGGUGGCGUCGAACCCGGACAUUGUGAUUGCAACGCCGGGCCGGUUUCUGCAUCUCAAGGUGGAAAUGUCGCUGGACCUGUCGUCGGUGCGGUAUGUUGUGUUUGACGAGGCGGACCGGCUGUUUGAGAUGGGGUUUGCGGCGCAGCUGACGGAGAUCCUGCACGCGUUGCCACCGUCGCGGCAGACGCUGCUCUUCUCGGCAACGCUGCCGUCGACGCUGGUGGAGUUUGCCCGGGCAGGGCUGCAGGACCCAAGUCUGGUGCGGCUGGAUGCGGAGACGAAGAUCUCGCCGGACCUGCAGAGCGCCUUUUUCAGCGUCAAGGGCAGCGAGAAGGAGGGCGCGCUGCUGCACCUGCUGCACGACGUGAUCGGGAUGCCGCUCGGACAGCCGGCCGGGCCAGCGGAGGCAGCGGAAGGCCAGUUUGCCGACGAGGGGUCGAAGAAGCGCAAGCGAGACGCGAGCCGGGUGUCCUUCCGCGAGAAGCCGACGGAGCACUCGACGAUUGUGUUUGCGGCGACGAAGCACCACGUGGAAUACGUGGCGGCAGUGCUGCGCGAAGCCGGGUUUGCGGUGUCGUACGUGUACGGCUCGCUGGACCAGACGGCGCGCAAGAUGCACGUGGACGACUUCCGGCGCGGGCGGACGAACAUCCUGGUGGUGACGGACCUGGCGGCACGCGGCAUCGACAUCCCGGUGCUGGCCAACGUGAUCAACUACGACUUUCCACCGCAGGCCAAGGUGUUUGUGCACCGGGUGGGCCGGACGGCGCGAGCAGGCCAGCGUGGCUGGAGCUACAGUCUGGUGCAGGACACGGACGCGCCGUAUCUGGUGGACCUGCAGCUGUUCCUGGGGCGGCGGCUAGUAGUCGGGCGCGAGGUGGCGGCCGGGGCGGCGGCACCCGAUAUGGGCCAGGACGUGGUGGUGGGCUCGCUGGCGCGCAGCGCAGUAGAGCCGCACGUCGAAUGGGUCAACACGCUGCUGUCAGACGUGACGGACGUGGAGGUGCUGCGGACGGUGACAGUCAAGGCGCAACGGCAGUACUACCGAACGCGGCUGUCGGCGUCGAGCCAGAGCGCACGGCGAGCUCGCGAGAUGGUGGCCGGACCGGGAUGGGGACAGCUGCACGUGCUGUUUGCGGCAGACGACGCAGACACAGCGGCGAGCGGGACGACAGGCGAGACACGGGCCGAGAUGCUGGCCAAGAUCACCGGGUACAAGCCGGUGGAGUCGAUCUUUGAGGUCAGCAUGCAGGGCGGCAAGAAAGCGACGAAGAGCGAGGCGGCCGUGAUCAUGCGGACGAUGCGAAAGAAGCUGGGGCCGCGGAAGACGGCGGCGAAGGCGGAGGAAGGGGACGAAGGGGACGAAGAAGAUGAGGUGGAUGUGGCUGACAAGACAGCGGGCAUGGAUCUGAGCAAGUUUGACUCGGACGCAGAGGAGGAUGUCGGUGAGGUCGACAUGGACUCAGACCUAGACAGCGACACGGAACAGGUGACGGUGGCAGACGACGCGACACACAGCGGCGGACCGACAUGGCUGGACAAGUCGGUGUACAUGACAUACACGCCGCGGACGGGCGGCAGCAUCAGCCGGCGUGCAGCCGAGGAGCGAGGGUACGGGGUGCAUGCGACGGGUGCGGACGAGGCCGGUUCGCUGAGCUUUGCGGCGGCAGCGCGGGAUGCGACGAUGGAUCUGACCAACGACGAGACGGCCAAGGCGUUUGGGGUGCCGACGCGGUCGAAGAUGCGGUGGGACAAGAAGCAGCACAAGUACGUGUCGCGGACAAACGACGAAGACGGGAGUCGAGCCAUGGCGAGUGGUCGAUCGGGAGCUGACGGUGCCGGCGGUGGCAAGCGGAUGAUCCGUGGCGAGAGCGGCGUCAAGAUUGCGGCAUCGUUUCGCAGCGGCCGCUUCGACAAGUGGCGACGGGCCAACCGGCUGGGAUCGCUUCCACGCGUCGGUGAGAACGAGCGCGCCGGACUGUCGCGGCAGGUUGGCGUGGCCGACAGUUUUGGUGGUGGCGUCGGACUCGGCUCGCGCGGCGGUCACUUCUGGCACAAGAAGGAACUGGCACCCAAGGAGGCUGACCGGUUCCGCGACGAUUUCCACGUGCGCAAGAAGCGCGUGGCCGAGGCGCGCGAAAACCGCGUCGGACGGUUUCGUGAUGGCGACGGCAGCCGCGGUGAAGAGCAGAUGUAG